Molecule: messenger RNA, 2877 nt
Organism: Fraxinus pennsylvanica
Lineage: Eukaryota; Viridiplantae; Streptophyta; Magnoliopsida; Lamiales; Oleaceae
Source: the annotation of a GenBank genome assembly
AUGACGGAGAUUAACAGAUUCAUCAAACUAUUGAGUGGGUUGAUGUUUGUACUUUCACUGUGCAUGAAGCUCAAUUCAGUAUCUGCUGCUGAAGUUGGGUGCAUAGAGAGGGAAAGACAAGCUCUUCUGAAGUUUAAGCAUGAUCUUGUUGAUGCAUAUAGCUUUUUGUCAUCCUGGGGAAGUGAAGAAGAUAAAAAGGAAUGUUGCAAAUGGAAGGGCGUCUCGUGUAGCAACGGAACUGGUUUGAAGGCUAAGCUUAGCCCGUCACUGCUUGAUUUGCAACAUUUGAAUUAUUUUGACCUGAGUCAAAAUGAUUUUGGAGGAAGUGAAAUACCAAGAUUCAUUGGUUCCUUCAAGAACUUAAGGCACUUGAGGCUCAGUUACUCAAACUUCACUGGUGAAGUUCUUUGCGAACUUGGGAACCUUACAAACCUGAAUACUCUUGACCUUGGUCAUAACAAUUUGAGAAUCAAGAAUUUUGAUUGUCUUUCUCAUCUUUCUUCGUUAUCACAUCUUGACUUGAGUGACGUUAACCUUAUAAAUCAAACCAGCUGGUUGCACCACAUAACAAGUGCAAGUCUUAAACGCAUUGACCUCUCCCAUAAUCAAUUAAAGGGUCCUAUUCCUGAUUCCUUUGGGGAAUUGUUUUUUCUUGAAGAUCUUUCUUUGAAUGACAAUAAGUUGCACGGUGGGAUUCCAAGCUCUUUGCGUAAUUUACAUACACUAGAUAUAUCAUCCAAUGAAUUAACUGGUCUCUUGCCAGAUAAUACCACAUUUUCAUCCUUAUCACUUUUGUACCUUCGUAACAAUAAGUUGCAUGCGUCUCACACACAAUGCCUUGGGCAAGCUUUAGUUCUUGAUACUUUAGAUUUAUCUUACAAUCAAUUAAAAAGGCUGCCUGAAGGUAUUGAGAAACUUUCAAAUCUCAGUUAUUUAGAUAUGUCUUCAAAUUUGUUGGAAGAUACAAUCACCGAAAGUUACCUCUCAAACUUUGCCAACUUAGAAGUCCUUGAUUUAUCCUUGAACUCCUUGACUUUCAAUUUGAGCUCAGAUUGGAUUCCUCCUUUUCAAUUGCAAUUUCUAGAGCUCAACCAUUGUCAUUUGGGCCCUCAUUUUCCAAAUUGGAUUCAAACUCAGAAUUCUCUUCUUUUGCUUCAUAUCUCUUUUACCGGUAUAUCGGAUGGAAUACCCAAUUGGUUGUGGAAUAUGCCUUCUUUGAAACACUUGGAUCUUUCUCAUAACAAUAUUAGGGGUAAAAUUCUUAAUUUGUCCUCACGGUCAAGUUCUAUUUUCUCCUCACGGUCUAGUUCUAUUUUGUCCUCACGUCUUUCGAUUAUAGAUUUAAGCUACAAUAACAUUUCAGGUCCAAUUCCAUCAUUUCUUUUUUAUUAUACAGAAGUAAAACUUUUCAAAAAUAUGUUUUCGGGAUCCAUUUUUCACUUAUGCACAAUUCCUAAGGGCUCCAUCAUCCCCACGCUUGAUCUCUCGGAUAACCAAUUGGCAGGAGAGCUUCCUAAUUGCUGGAUGAACAUAAGUGAAUUAUUUUUUCUGGAUUUGGCAAAUAACAAGUUCUCAAGUAAGAUUCCCCUCACUUUAGGCACUUUGGAUCAGCUCGCAGUAUUACACUUGCGUGGCAAUAAUUUCAUUGGUGAAUUGCCUUCAACUUUGAGGAAUUGCAGUGGGCUGAGAACGCUUGAUGUGGGAAGAAACAAGUUAACUGGUAAUAUUCCAGCAUGGAUAGGAACUCACUUAACAAGUCUGAUAGUUCUUAGCCUUCGAUUUAAUGAAUUUGAUGGAAUCAUGCCUUCCACAAUUUGCCUCCUUACCAAUAUCCAUGUCUUGGACCUUUCUAGAAACAACAUUUCAAGAAGAAUAUUGCGAUGUUUAAACAAUUUUACGGCUUUAGUUCAGAAGAAUACUUCAAUUGAAGAUGGACAAGAUUUUGAAUGGAGAACAGUAGGACUUUUGAAAGGCAUCGAUCUAUCGGGAAAUAAGUUUGUCGGAACUAUUCCUCAAGAAUUUUUUGCUUUAAGAGGUUUAGUUUUUUUGAACUUAUCUAGAAAUCAUUUGACGGGAAAUAUUAUUUCAAACAUUGGUGAAAUGGAGAUGGUAGAAAGUUUGGACUUCUCUAGAAACCAGCUUUCAGGGGAAAUACCAAAUAGCCUUGCAGAUCUAAAAUUUCUCAGCGUUUUGGACUUAUCGUACAAUAAUUUUACUGGAAAGUUUCCUUUAGGCACUCAACUACAAAGUUUCAACUCCUCUGUAUACGCUGGGAAUAGCCAACUUUGUGGAGAGUCUAUGGCUAAGUGUCCAGGAGACAUUUCUAACAGUUCUGCUACUAAUCACAGAGAGGGGAAUAGUUUUGAAGAUGAUGAUGAGUUUAUAAAGUGUGACUUUUACAUCUGCAUGGCAUUUGGUUUUAUUACUGGAUUCGGGGUAGUUGUUACAACUCUAGUCCUCAAGCAUUCUUGGAGGCAUUCUUACUUCAACUGGUGGAACAACAUUGGGAACUUGAUAAAUGUGGUGGUUACUAGUUGUCAGAAGUGCAGCGGCGAGGCUUGCCAGUGGCCAGUUCAAAGCGUUGUAUCGUGGGGUCUGUCAUUCGGGUCUUCAUAUGGCCAGAAUGAAUGGGGCUUCACUCAAUAUCCCAUUGUUCCCGAGCACAAGAUUGUGGGUGAAGUAAUUGAGAUUGGCAGCAAGGUGGAAGCAGAGACACGUUCAGAGCUGGUGAGCUUGGCUUUCUUAUGGGCAAGUAUGAAUGGACCUUCUGAGCUGGCAAUCAUCGACGAGGCCAACAACAGAGCCACCAGGACACAGAUAACAGACCGUCCGAUCCAACCUGCCAUUGCUGAACAAAUCCAGAGAAGGUUUUGCUGA